This is a messenger RNA of Aplysia californica (California sea hare), 4069 nucleotides long. RefSeq lists its product as uncharacterized. The transcript has 2 exons. The record is from RefSeq and is a predicted model, not a curated record. NCBI's taxonomy places the organism in Eukaryota, Metazoa, Mollusca, Gastropoda, Aplysiida, Aplysiidae. Bases 838 to 1695 code for a protein of 285 amino acids.
CAAAUAAAAAUUUCAGGGUUAAAUAAAGUUAGGAUUAUUCUGGUUUGUUAGACCUAAAAAGUAAAUAUAAACUGAAUGAUCUGACAUUAUAAGAGGCUGCUUAAAUAGGCCUCUGCUAUAUGACAUAUUUGUGUAGGUCUUCUUGAAGCAAAACUUGGGGAUCUUAAUUGUUAGCUAGCAGAAUUAGUCGAUCAUUACAUCAAUUAAGAUUAUAUCCGGAAGCUUAUUGCAUUUUAUUAUUACGUUUUCUUUACAUUGUCUUUCCCUCAUGAAUUUUCUACAAACCUUAAGAGCAGUGUCUGUCUAGAUAAGAACGUUUCUUUUACCAGACUUCAAUAACUUCAUGAUUCUCUUUUCAAUCAUACAAAGAGUUUUCCUUUCUUUUACUGAAGUCUCGGCAUGCCACCUAGGUUAUGAUAUUCAAUUAUAUUCCUCGCAACGAGCCUAGCAGAGUAACAAAACUAUAGAAAAUUAAUAAAAACAAACAAGAAUAAAAAUAAAUACAACAAAUAAGUUUUUACAAUUAAAUAAAUUAGAAAAAAGUACAAUAUAAUAUUAUAAUAAAUAUCAGCGAUACGAAAUGAUUCAUUGUCAAAUCUGGAUCCAUUUUUCUUUUCAGGGCGUACAGUACAGAGUAAAAUAAAAAGAUAAACCAAACGUAAACUAGCAACCACUCCCAUCCCAUCCAAAGAAUGCAACUUUUGUGCGGCAGUUGUGGUGUUUUAAGGAUUCAACCUUGAUUAAUGAUGUAUUUUAGCUCAUGAACAUGAACGUCAUAAUCAACUAUUCGUUAACAUGAACCUUUAACUUACUUUCUGUGCCUACCAUUUCGUUAUUAUGCACAACACCACCGAGAUUCCACCGGUACCUCGGUGCUUCAGUCACCUUGUGGUUUCCGCGGAUGGGGAGGAGCACCCUAUUAGCCACUCCUCCUCCCCAAGCAGUAGUCCCAAGUCUGCUCACAGUUAUCUUAACGUUCCGUCGUCCAAUAUACUUUCCAGAAGUACACAUGAUGAUACGAACGUUUCUGUUCCAAAGCAUCUGGGAUGUCUUGUCACCCCUCCUGGCAGCAAAAAUGACCCAUCAAAUUGUGCCACCACCAGCUUUCAAGAACCUGAUGGGACAUUUUCAAAUGAUCUGAGAUCGUCACUUUCCAGACUACAGCUUGUGAGCAGAGAUUUUGAUGAAGACAGCGGUAGUUUACAAAUGCAAGGCGAUGGGCCAAAGUCAUAUGCAACUUCUCCUGACCUUCAUAGGAAACCAGAAAUGUUGGAGGAACUGGCUAACGAGUCCAUUCCUUCUUUGAACUUGAGGACACGACAUACAGAAACGAACGACCCGAAGAGCCCUUUCGUGAAAUUAAAUUCUUCACUUGUGAAACUACAAGAAGAGAUGAAAAGCCUCCGUUACAUAGACAUUACUCUGUUCUACCAACUGGUGUCUUUGCAUGAAGCCAUUCAAGACUUCAAGCUGAACAUGACAGAUCGGUUCUCGGAGACAGGGUCAGAGUACUCCCUGGGAACAGCCAGCUACAUGGGUUCGAUGUCCAGCCUCAAUGAGAGUGACUGGACGGAGGAUGGGAUGACCCACGACGAUGCGGAUGUGGAUACCAGCACCGAGGACAACAGGAAGAGCGCGUCCAGCUUGCUACAACAGAUCACAGAUCUGGCCAUGCGGGCCGACAAGGACUUCUGAGCAACAAACGCAUGCGCGCAUAAUUUGUUAUAUCGGACAACAACAGAUUUGUUUUCCAGCGUAAUGAACUGGGGUUUUUUUUUUCUCGUGUGUGUAUAGUUUUUAUAUAUCAAGAUAUUAGGCUUUUAGGCCCUUAAUGGUUCUGAUCUUUCAUUUUUUUUUUCUUAUUUUGUAUUUUUUAACAUAUGCAUCCUAUGGUGGAUUUGAAUGACUCUGAUAUGCAGUGCAUAGAUUGUUGGAGCUGGACCUGUUUCUUGACUGAAUAUGAAUUAUGUGAUUGUGAGGGCAUUUAACUCAGUCAGUUUUUUUCACUCCAGGACCUCCCAAUUUGUCUUAUAAUGUUUGUUUUUUUCCCUUUUCUAAUUAAUUAAAAAUCUCUAUGACAAAUUUUGCAAGACAAAAUAAUUUAUAACUCCUUUGCUGUCUUUUAGUUCCAGGGUAUUUUGACCUUUUUGUUGUCUAAAUAAUUUUGUUAUGUAGAAACACAAGUGGUUCUCGUUUUGUGAUGCUGCUAUGUGAGGUUUUUUUUUGGCAAAUACGAGUCUGUUGAAAUAGAACCAUGGGGUAUUAGGUGUCCUGCAUAAUAUAGCAACUGUGUAAAGUUACUUUAGUGUAUACAGAAGUAAAUCUUUAACCCUUUGAACCCGAAAUCCCACUAAAGCGGGACAGCUCUAAUUUCCCUAUGCUCUGAGGUCCCACUUUAGAGGGAUGGACAACAACCCUUUUCGUUUGUUCUGUUUCUGUUCAAAUGAGAACAGAAUAUUUAAGCUAUUUAGUUAGUUUGGGAUUGAAGCGGGAAAUUAUGGAGCGUCUGUAUUAUGAAGUUUGAACAAAAGAAGUGUGUUUGAAGCUGUUUAUGAAAUGUUUGAUCAGCUGAUCAGCGACAACCAUCAACAUAAGGGUCAGGAGCUGAGGGUUCAAAGGUUAAAAUAUGUAUAUAUAUAUACUAUACAUCUAUAGACUUUCCUCUGAAGAAUGAUUAGAUUAGUUAGACAUCUGAGUGAAACGAGAAUGGAAGGUGGAAUAGUUAGGACAAAAAUCUGUUCGCACUAUUCAGUUGAAGCUGUUGAUCAUACUAAAUGUUAUUACUGAUCCUUUCCUUCAUUUUACGGAAUGGAAUUUGGAAUUUUUUCAUAUUAUCUGCCAAAAUUUUUUUAAGUUAAAGGAAUUUUUUUCACAUAUUAUCGUAAUUAACAUGUAACAGUAUUUUUGAAGGAAUGAUUUUCAUUGUUUAGUAUCAGAACACAGAACUGUUUGUAUGCAAAAAUAUUCUUUCAGUUACUUCAUAUCCGUUUCUGCGGCAUAACAUAAUUUGUUCUCAUCAGACAAACAUCAUGAACUGGGACCAUUGUUGUGCUGUUAUUUGUGGAGACUGAUACGUUCCUCUUCUUUAUUUUCAGUCCAUUUCAUUUUCAUCUAUAGCAUGCGUUAGAUACAACGAUAAUGAGUAUUUUUUUCACUUGUGAUGUUACAAAAAUGUGUAGAAAUAUUCUGACGGAAAUAUUUUGUUGUGAAUGAAGUUUUUUUGUUUUUUUUCAGAAAUUAGCUCAACCAUAAUUGUUCAUUGUCUGACCCUUAUGUUUUGGUCGCAGAAUAAUACUUCCCCUUAGUUUGUGAUGAUGAUCUAUGUAUAAAUUUGGAACAAAAUCGUCUUACCUGGUGUUCUUGAAUACAUGUAUAAAUUGCGCUUUAUUUUUUUGUUUUCUUUUAUAGGGUCUCCGUAAUGCUAAAAAGAAGACGGUUAAAUUUACCGGUGUACUUUAAAAAAAAAAGAAUUUACAAAACAGUAUGGGGAAAGCUGCUUUGUAUCUUUACACUCUACUGCCAGAAAUUUUUCCAGUACUUAUGAUUGCUCACGCUUUGCCCAUGAUUUAUUCGUGAUGAUGGAUUCUUGCUGUUUGUGUCCCUGUGUUCAGUUCUUCCUGAUCAGGUAGCAGUUACCUGUAGUUGAGGUGUUAUGUUUAUAAUUUACACCCUGAUUAUGUUCAUUAUGAAUUUAUUUUAUAAACCAUAUAUAUAUAUAUAUAUAUAUAUAUAUAUAUAUCAGUAUUGGUUCACACUGUCCAAUUCCAUGUAGCUAGAUGCAGCUUAGAUAACCCUGCACAAAUUAGAAAUUUGUUGAGCAUUCCAAUAUAUCAGGUAGAACACAGUGUUAGUGAAUAUAUAUAUAUAACUUUUUAAAGAUGUUUAUUUUAUCAAACUUUCUUUAGAGUCCUUUUAUCAUCAUUUCCACUAAAGCGUCUGAUUUUAAUUUUGUUGUGGUUGUUAUUUUGAUUUUGUUUUGCCUUUUUAAAAUCUGUUUGUUGACAUGCAGCAUUUGAGAUAAUUUGCUUCAGUCUUCCAGGAUCAGCAAUUUGAAGUAGCUCUUGCUUUU